Cylindrotheca closterium is the source of this 2382-nucleotide messenger RNA. Lineage: Eukaryota; Bacillariophyta; Bacillariophyceae; Bacillariales; Bacillariaceae. The record is from the annotation of a GenBank genome assembly.
AUGCCCAAGAACAUAGAUUACUUCCUAGACCCUGUAAAGCUGAUCAAGCACUACAAGUCCUGUAGGCUCAAUCAGAGCAAGUCAAAAGUAAAUGGCUAUGGACUUGCGGAAGUGUGGUGUUUUGUCACUGAAAAAACAAAGCUAGAAGGAGCACACAAUUCUUUAGUAGAUACCUUUGCCCAGUGUGAAAUACUUCAUGACGAUCGGCUGCUCCCCUUCCUUGACAAACCUGCUGGCAUUGAGUUGAUGGAAGACAUUCUGGAGCCAAAGCGCAAGGCCCGGCAGCUUCUGAUGGAUGAGACAAAACGAGACCUUCCAAUAGGAUGGGUAGACAGGUGUGAUGAGUACUUUACUGUGAAUGGGCAAAAGAGAACCUCAAGUGAAGUCCAGCAAAUUGCACUGAAUAGCUCUGCUGGCGGGGGCCGUCGUGGCCCCAACAUGGGCAUGUGGAAUCUACUUCGCCAGGAGUCGCUAGUAGACCUAUUUCUAAACUUUUUCAAAAAAACCUUUCUGCAAAUUAUUGCUAGAGAGACUAAUAGAUAUGGCAACGAGGACUGGGUAAAGCUGACUAGUACUGGAGGGUACUUCAACUUUGCACAGGAAGGUGUUGUUGAGGACUUGGGUGACGAAGAGGAAGAUACUGAGCCCAGAUCCAAACCAAAGCGGGCCUUUGUCCCAUGCAACAAGGACGACCCUGAUAGAAGAAAGAGACACAGCGGCAGCAAAUGGAAAGAUGUUACACCGGGCCUCUUACUUAUCUGCUUUGGUUCCACACCAGUGAAAGGUGCUACAAAGAUUCGAAAGAUCAAUCUACUUUGGGGCGAGAAAUGGCAGACGGGAAUACCUUAUGUGCAGAAUUCAUGUACUAUGGCGGCAUUUAAUCAAGUCAGACGAAACCUUCAUUUUGUGGAGACAAGCAAGCUGCCAAAGAAGGGUGAUCGAAAGUGGAGCCCAUUGCAGAAGAUCCAACCUGUUCUAGACUACUUGCAGAAACAGUUAUCUAGUUGUUAUAAUUUGGGCGAUAGAAUAAGCAUUGAUGAGUCUAUGAUCAAAUACUGUGGGAAGUAUAUUUCUUGGAUCCAGUAUAUGCCCAAGAAACCAAUCAAGCACGGUAUCAAGGUAUAUGCUUUGUGUUGCGCCUACACUGGCUAUCUUUAUUCAUUUGAGAUAUACACUGGCAAAGAAGGAACUGAAAGCGGCACUCCAAGAGAGGUAAUUGGUAGAUUGUUGCGGAUGGCUGGUAUUCUGCCGUCUCCUGCUGGCGCCGCAAAGAUGACUGGAACAGUGCUCUACACGGACAACUGGUAUACCUCUUUGGAUGUAAUGCAAUUUGUGUAUGAGCAGUUUGGAAUGUUGUUAGUUGGCACUAUUUCCUUGACAGCAAAGAAAUCAAGAACAGCAGAUGAUUACCCUUUCCACAAAUACAAGAACACAUUGCUGAGGAGAAUUCCUCGCGGAUGGACACGGCUGGCCUAUCAAACUGUCAGGAAAACUGCAAAGACUGCCGCUACAACUGCCAAGGCCGCCGCUGGGAAAGUGCUUUAUCUUGUUCAAGCAACCUUGUGGAAAGACAAGAAAAUGGUAGGUUUUUUACACAACCACUUGGUCCAGUCUGAACAGGACCAUCAGGUCAAGAGAUGGGAUAAGGAAUCCAGGACAAAAAAAGAGAUACCGGCACAUCCAAUCGUCACCGACUACAACAAGUAUAUGGGCGGAGUUGACGCCAAGGAUAGGGAUACGGCUGAUUGGAGUGUAUCGCUGAAGUCGAAUCACUGGUAUUACAGGAUAUUCUAUUGGAUCUUUGACAGUGUCAUUCACGCGAUGUGGGUGCUGGUGAAGACGAGGCUCGAGCGGAUGACAAAGGAAGACUUGAAUCGGAGCAAAUGGAAGUCUUUUGCCAACAAAGAUACAGGAAGAUUUGAGUUCCAGAUGACUCUUGGAAUUCUCUUGAUGAAGAGAGGACUUGAGUGGGAUUGGAAGGGGGACUUUAAAGACCCAAAGGGCCGACCGGAGUAUUGUCGCAAAACUCAAUGGAUUCCGUGCGAAUGCCCAGAGAAUGGAGUCCAGUGCUUCUUCUGCUACUAUGGGCACACCAAUGGCAUUGAACACCAGAAGGCGGGAGUUCGGAAGCGGGAAUACAAGAGAAAUUUUGAAGUGAGGACGCAUGUGUGUGACCGUGUAGACCUCGGGAGGAACCCGCAAUACUGCAACCCCUGCUAUCAUAGCCUCAAGAAGAAGUAUCUAGGCAUGACUUCGAGAAAGAGGUAUUUACAUCCUGAAUGUAAGAAGACGAGAUUGGGGUGUCCUGGAUGUAAUCGUGGGAAUGGUCAGCAUGUCUGCAAGUCAUGCUGGAAGACAUACAAACACGACGAUGAACGAUGA